Messenger RNA from Acaromyces ingoldii, 2022 nucleotides. RefSeq lists its product as hypothetical. Bases 1 to 2022 code for a protein of 673 amino acids. Gene Ontology annotation, molecular function: zinc ion binding; RNA polymerase II cis-regulatory region sequence-specific DNA binding; DNA-binding transcription factor activity, RNA polymerase II-specific. The record is from RefSeq and is a predicted model, not a curated record. Lineage: Eukaryota; Fungi; Basidiomycota; Exobasidiomycetes; Exobasidiales; Cryptobasidiaceae. Gene Ontology annotation, cellular component: chromatin. The transcript has 8 exons. Gene Ontology annotation, biological process: DNA-templated transcription; regulation of transcription by RNA polymerase II.
AUGUCUGCUGCCGUCUCGAGCAACGCAGGCCCUUCCUAUCAGCCUUUCCAGUGCACAGUCUGUGAGAGAAGGUUUACCCGGCAUGAAAAUCUCAAGCGGCAUGCCGCGCUUCACACUCGAUCAGAGGACAGCGCUUGCUUCACAUGCGAUUCGUGCCCCACUACGUUCUCCCGCCGUGAUCUGCUCCGCCGCCAUAUGAAGAAGAAGCACCCGGGAGAGGAAGAACCGCGCUCGUCGGUUGCAAGAACGAGGCCCCGAGGAGGGAGGCCGAGGUCUGACGAGGAGGUACGGUCGCCUACAACUUCUCUGAUUGGCCAGGAGAGGCGCUUGCAAUCGUCCACAGGCACUGCAGACUUCGACGUGGAUAUCGGGGACUGGGAGAUGGCCCUGCCUGAUGCAGCGCAUCUGUCAAGCAGUAUGCCCAAUGACACCGACAUCGAGCAACAUCCGCUCGCAGGGCAAGGGGCAUCCAACGAGCGAUCUUCGUAUACUGAGCACCCUGUCGAUGAUGCUGUGGGAUUCGCACAGAGCCUCCUUUCCGAGUCUUCGGUCCUUGGCGGGCAGGUCACAGCAACGCUCAGUUCUAGAGCUGGAAGAGACUUCCUCAGCUCCAUCCCCUCCGGCCUCUCGCCAAAAGACUUGCCCUACCUCCAGGAGGACUGGCUUCCUUCGGCUACACAAGUUGCGCGAGGCAUCGCACUCUACUUUGCUUACGUCUCCCACUUCUUCCCGUUCAUACACCGUCCGACCUUUGACGCCUCCCAAGCUGCCUCCCACCUGAUACUCAGCAUGCUCUGCAUCGCCUAUCAAUACGGGGAGGAUCCGGAUUGCGAUGAUCGAGAAGGUUCAGGAGCAGCUCUGUCUCUGCACUGCUUCCACCGAGCUCGCAUCCUCGUCGCGUCGAACGAGGAAGGGGCAGAGGAUGCAAAGCAGAAGCUGGUCAUGGUGCAGGCUUAUUUGCUGCUGGAAGUGCAUGCAAUGCUGUAUCUUUGCGGUCAGGAUUCGUCGUAUGGUCUCAAAAUCCAUCCAAAGAUGGUUGGACUUGCACGAUCAGGGGGACUCAUGCAGCCAAUGCAGACGAAACCCACUGCAACGAAAGACUUGGACUCGCUCUGGCGAGAAUUCAUCAAGGCCGAAUCGCACAAGCGGACGUUGUUGGCAGUCCAUCAACUUGACGCGCUCUGGUAUCAGAUUCUAUCGAUGCCCCGCCUGCUCUCCCACCUCGAGAUCAAGCACGACCUGCCCUGCCCGGAGGCGUGCUGGACGUCGUCGUCUGCCGCUGAAUGGGCCCAUCGUCAACUGGUCACCAACCAGUCUGUGCCCACGAUUCGGUACUCGGAGGCCGUUCGCCACUUUCUCUCGCCCAAUCCCGACGCUGAGUCACUCCCGCAAUUUGACCCCUACGGUGCCAUCAACAUCACCCCCUUUCUCCUCUCGAGCGUUCGAGAGGUUUCGGGCUGGUCCACCAUGACGGGUCGGCUCAGCUUGGAGAGAUUCGAGCCGCUCAAGUCGUCACUUGACGCACUGGAGCCGUACGUCCGUCCGCGACCAAAUGAGGACGUGGGCACGCAUGCCGUGUCCGUUGAAGCGACGUGGGAGAUGGCCAUGAUCGAGCUUCAGUCGUGGUCACCAUCGCAUACCGGGGGCAUCGUCGAGACGAGCUUGGAUGCAGCCCUAGCCACUGCAACCUACUUGAGCAUGUCGUGCGGCUCUCUUUUCGAUCCCGCGUCUGCCAAAGCCAUGGGUCCCCACCUCGAUUGGUUCCUCCUCUAUCUCGAGCGCUCCAUCACGCCAGAUUGCGAGCCACCGUGGGUGUCCGUGUACGCCUUCAAGGCCUUUCUCAUUGUCUGGCAGCUCGUUCGCGCAAACUCGUCUGGGGCCAUGCAGGCCGUUGGCGUGGACGAUGGCGAUGUCGGCAAAGCAUUGGUGUGGGCUCGCAAGGUGUUUGCGCGCCGCAGCUCGCGACAGUUGGGCAAGCUUUUCAUGACAAGCCUGACAUCGCUCGAAGAGAUGGCUGGCUAG